This is a messenger RNA of Coniophora puteana RWD-64-598 SS2, 2331 nucleotides long. Its product is annotated as P-loop containing nucleoside triphosphate hydrolase protein. Gene Ontology annotation, molecular function: ATP binding; ATP hydrolysis activity; ATPase-coupled lipid transmembrane transporter activity. The transcript is spliced from 12 exons. The record is from RefSeq and is a predicted model, not a curated record. Lineage: Eukaryota; Fungi; Basidiomycota; Agaricomycetes; Boletales; Coniophoraceae. Gene Ontology annotation, cellular component: membrane. Gene Ontology annotation, biological process: transmembrane transport. The coding region runs from base 62 to 2206 and encodes 714 amino acids.
AGCACAUCUACUUACGACCUUUCACGUCCCCUCAUCUGCUCACGAUCGAAUUCACGACUCCAUGCGCGGACAACGGUCCCACAACCUCAACAGAAAGGGCGAAUUCAACCCAGAAGAUGCCGAACGCGUCAAGCACACCCGCAUCGGCGUAUGGGACCUCUACGAGGAGAGGCACCCAGAGCUCAAAUAUGUCCCGGGCUCGUCGCGGAUAGAAACAUACAUGCAAAUGCUCGACAGCAUGCCCUUUAUCUGGAGAAUGAUCAAGGACAUACUCAGCAUACGGCAAUGCACCGUCAUGCUGAUCCUCUAUCUAAUCGUAGAAGUUAUAGCUUCUCUUAUACCGGCAGUAUCCCUAUGGUACUCUGGUCAAUUGCUAAACCUAGUCGAAACUGCAGUAGAACAACGCACAGUCGACAUAGAUACCCUCAUACACGUUGCAGGCGGACGCGUAGCCUGCACCAUCGCAUCCCGGCUCCUCUCCUACGGACGCAGCCGCCUCGGUCUCCCCCUGAACUCCCGCAUCCGCCAACACUACUCCACCCACAUCUUCCACUCGAUGGCGCGCCUGGACGUCCCCACGUUCAGCGACUCCGCCGUGCAGCGCCAGCUCGAGUCUGCAUGGUCCACCUCCUAUCGCUCGAGCGUUGCAUGGGAGACUAUCCAGAUGACCUCCGCGGUCAUGACUACGAGCCUCCGUCUGAUCUCGCAGAUGUCUGUACUUGUUGCCGUGCUCCGGGACCAGCGUGACGGCCCGCUACUGGCCAUUAUGAGCUUUUCACAGUCACUCUUUAGCUGGUACACUAUGCGUAAAGGCGGGUGGAAGUCCGGAGCAGUCUGGGCAGCGACAACCAAGAACGACGACUACGUUCGGAUGCAGGGCAUGAAACAUCUUGUCGAUGAUCCACACCACCGAAACGAGCUUGUCGCAGGCAAUUUAGGAGAGUAUCUUACCUCAGAGUACGGGAAACUAUCUGCAAAGCUCGGUUUUGAAGCUGGUGAUUUCCACGAAGUUCGACGCGAGCAUGCUGUCAGAGACAGACUGACCCUCAUGUCUGUCUUGCGAGAGCCCAUGAAAGAACUUCCACAGAUAGUGUUCACUCUCCGCGCCGUGCAAUAUCCUGCGUCGAUACCAAUCUCUUUGGCUUCGCUGACUCUCAUCAACCAAACCGCCCAGUCCUUCAGUUCCAGUUUGUUCCAUCUUUUUGGCGAAACUUUCUCUCUGGCGGAGCAGUUCGCUAGUGUCCGCAAGUUGUAUGAAAUCGAGAAGCUGCAGAAUAAGAUUCUUGAUGGCACCGAGCCAUUCCCGGAGAACCAGCAGUCCUUGAAGUCUGGUAUUUCCGUGGAGUUCAAAAAUGUCUCCUUCCAAUAUCCUGGGACUGAUGGAUAUGCCCUCCGGAACGUCUCGUUUAAGAUUGAAGCAGGACAGCUUUGUGUCAUCGUCGGCGUCAACGGCUCCGGCAAGAGCACUAUCCUCAAACUCAUCUCCCGCAUACACGACCCCACAGAGGGCGAGAUCCUGAUUGACGGGCGGGAUAUCAAGACCCUCAAGCUCGCCGACCUCCGCCAGGCUAUGGCCAUCCUCUUCCAGGACUACACCCACUUCCCCCUCACCAUCCGCGAAAACAUCGCCCUCGGCAACCCCUCCCUCGCACACGACUCCGACAAAAUCGAAGAAGCCGCACGGCUCGGCGGUGCCUCGGGGUUCAUCGAGAAGCUGCCCGACGGGUACGACACGUACCUCGACCGGCCCGUGCGCGACUACUACGCAAGCCUGCCCGAGGGCACCAAGACGCUUUUCGGGCGCGCGGUCGACUUCAGCCGCGUCCGUGGGGCUGGCGGGAUGCGCGCACAGGAGACGACAACGCUCAGCGGGGGGCAGAUGCAAAGAUUAGCUGUAUCGAGGACGUUCAUGAGGUCGCUUACGGCGGAGGGAGAACCCGCGGUGGGACUGCUGCUCUUCGACGAGCCCAGUGCCUCGUUGGACCCCACAGCAGAGCACGACUUGUUCGAGCGCCUCAGAGCGCUCCGCGGAAAUAAAACCAUGGUCUUCUCCUCGCAUCGCUUCGGCAAUCUCACCCGGCAUGCUGAUCUAAUUUUGUACAUGGACGACGCGGAGGUGCAAGAGGAAGGAACGCACGAUAGCUUGGUCGCAAAAGGCGGCGAGUACGCGCGGAUAUGGAAGUUGCAGGCGCAGGCAUUUGUGUGAUAGUUGGACAAUUUAGUAGACAGUUGGAUUUACGUAGAUCUUGGACUCCGAGCGCGCGCUGUGUUUGCCUGUAUUCCAUCUUGAAUUUGGGGAGGUAUUAUAGCAAUGGUGGAAGCCAAUUCUCC